AUGGAGAAUUAUAUUGACAUCCAGUUUGCUCGAGAUCACAACCUCCAGCACCAGAGUAUCACACCCAGACCAGUGUUCAAUGUCGAUGGAUCACCAAAUAAAGCCGUAGCCAUCAAACACAAAGUCUUCUUCACUAUAUUCUUAUCAGGACAACCAAUGAAGAUAGAAGCCUACACCACAGUACUUGAUAGGAAUCCAAUCAUUCUAGGCCUCUCUUGGUUCAAAUAUUUCAACCCAGUAAUUGAUUGGAUCACUGGGAAGAUGUGCUUUUGUUGGGAUCAACUUCUACGAGCAAUCAAAAUCCUUGCUAGUAACAUCCCAGAAUAUCUAAGCGCCUUCCUCUCUGUAUUCAACAAAAGUACAGCAGAACAAUUACCGGGAUGGAAAUCCUGGGACCAUGCAAUCAAUUUAGAAGCCAACUUCAAACCUCAGCGAGGAAAGGUUUACCCAUUAUUGCCAGCAAAGCUCAAGGAAUUAGACACCUUCAUUGAGGAAGACUUGCAGAAAGGUUAUAUCUGGCCAUCAAAGUCUCCUAUGGCAUCCCCAUUCUUCUUUGUCAACAAGAAAUCAGGAGAUCUAUGA
Messenger RNA from Fibroporia radiculosa, 582 nucleotides. RefSeq lists its product as uncharacterized. The coding region runs from base 1 to 582 and encodes 193 amino acids. Lineage: Eukaryota; Fungi; Basidiomycota; Agaricomycetes; Polyporales; Fibroporiaceae. The transcript has a single exon. The record is from RefSeq and is a predicted model, not a curated record.